Messenger RNA from Quercus lobata, 904 nucleotides. RefSeq names its product putative nuclease HARBI1. The coding region runs from base 35 to 574 and encodes 179 amino acids. The record is from RefSeq and is a predicted model, not a curated record. The transcript is spliced from 2 exons. Lineage: Eukaryota; Viridiplantae; Streptophyta; Magnoliopsida; Fagales; Fagaceae.
AGCUGCAGUUUCGUUUGACUUAAGAUUCACCUAUAUGUUAGCUGGUUGGGAAGGUAGUGCUCAUGAUUCUCGUAUUUUAAAUGAUGCACUUAGUAGACCAAGGGGACUUAAAAUUCCAGAAGGUAAAUAUUAUCUUGGUGAUGCCGGUUAUGGAAAUAGACCUGGAAUCUUGUCUCCUUAUCGAAGUGUUCGAUAUCAUUUGAAAGAGUUUAGUGAUCAUCCACCUGAAAAUGCAAAAGAAUUAUUCAACCUUCGUCAUUCUUCGUUGCGAACUACCAUUGAGCGAGGGUUUGGAGUUAUAAAAAAACGUUUUCGUGUCUUGGAUGCAGAACCAUUUUGGUCUUUUAAUACACAAGUGGAUGUAGUUUUAGCAUGUGGUGUUAUUCACAAUCACAUCAUGGGGGUUUAUCCUAAUGACCCAAUUAUGCAAGAUGGAACAUUUGAGAUAGAGUCUAGUGAUCGAGUCCAACCUAGCCGACGCGAAGCUAUAGUGGAAAGUAGAGAAUGGAAUAAUAAGAGGGAUGAGAUAUGUCAAGCAAUGUGGGCUGACUACAUAAUUAGGAGACAUGCAUAAAUUUAUUCAGUCCAAACUGUUUGGAGUUAUUUGUUGAUGAUGUAUUACAGCUUUCUAUGAUUAGGUGCUGUCAACUUUAUUUGGCUUUGUAUUUGGUUGCUAACAAAGCAUAAGUGGAUAUCUUGUAUACUUUUUAAAAUGUAAUAAUUGAAUAUUUUUGUGGGGAAACAGUUAAAAUUGUUAUUUGGUUCCUCAAGUUCAAGUCAACAUGGCAUUGCAUUGUUUUUUGAUGAUGAAUUUUUUGUUCCAUAGUUUCAAUUUUUAUUUUUGUAAUAAUGUUUUAUAUUGUUAUUAUCAUAAUGGUUGUGAUUCAUUAGAUUGUCCUUUUGA